This is a messenger RNA of Vitis vinifera (wine grape), 534 nucleotides long. Its product is annotated as probable disease resistance protein At1g52660. The record is from RefSeq and is a predicted model, not a curated record. NCBI's taxonomy places the organism in Eukaryota, Viridiplantae, Streptophyta, Magnoliopsida, Vitales, Vitaceae. Gene Ontology annotation, molecular function: ADP binding.
AUGGGGGAUGUGGGCAAAACCACCCUCUUGAACAGUAUCAACAAUGAGUUCCUCAAAUCCAGGGGGGUUGACGCAGUGAUUUGGGUGACUCUGUCCAGACCAGCAAAUGUGGAGAAGGUUCAGCAAGUUCUUUUCAAUAAAUUGGAGAUUCCUAGUAACAACUGGGAAGGUAGAAGUGAGAAUGAAAGGAAAGAAGCAAUAUUCAAUGUCUUGAAGAUGAAGAAAAUUGCCGUCUUAUUAGAUGAUAUAUGGGAGCCUCUUGAUCUCUUUGCAGUGGGGAUUCCUCCUGUAAUUGAUGGAAAUAAGUCCAAGGUGGUAUUUACAACCCAAUUUUCAACUGUGUGCCAAGAUAUGGGAGCCAAGGGCGUUGAAGUGAAGUGCUUAGCAUGGGAGGAAGCAUUUGCUCUGUUUCAGACAUAUGUAGGAGAAGACAAUAUUUCUGAUCCACAUAUACCAAAGCUGGCGGAGAUUGCUGCCAAAGAGUGUGACGGCCUCCCACUUGCCCUCAUCAUCAUUGCACAAGCAAUGGCAUGA